AGUGUCAAAACAUUAUUUUUGUGGCAUGUUGGUUGUUGUGGCGCUAAAGUAUUUAUUUUUUAUUACCUAUCAGUAAUUUUUAAUUUGUUUCUCAUCAUCAAUUAAAACAAAUUGAACCGCUUUAUUUCAAUUACGUUAUAAUGAUAUAAUUACCACAACGUAACAAAUAUGGAGGAAGAAAAACUUCUUCGAAGAAAGAAAAAGGCUUUGAAUGGUAGUAACAGGCGGACUUUAGCUGAAGCUUGCAAUGACUUAGCGACGUAUUACUACAAACAUAAUCGGUAUAGUGAUGCGUUGGAAGAGUACAAAAAUGAAGCUUCUAUCACUAAGGAGUUGGGUCUCAAACUUGAAUGGGGAACAUGCAAUAGGAUGAUCGGUGAAAUGUACAUGUUGAUGGCUGAAUUUGAAAAGGCUCUCAAAUUUGAGGAAAGGCAUUUAGCUGUUGCUAAAGAGCUAAAAAACCAAGUUGAGGAGCAGAGAGCCAUGGCAACACUGGGCAGAAUAUACUUGCUUCAAGGACAAAGUACAACUGAUGAUCAGGAGACAAAGACUUCUCUGAAAGCUGCUGAAAAAGCUUUCAUGAAAGGGCUGGUUUUGUGUGAAAAUUUAAACGGCAAAAUUAACAAACAUGAACUGAUGGAUAUGCGAGCGCGUCUCCUCCUAAACAUUGGUGUUGCUCAGGAGCACCUGGGCUUCCUUGACAAGGCUGUGGAUUGCAUAAAGAAAGCCAUUUUGAUAUGCAACAGUCAGGAUUUGUAUGAAGUCCUACACAACUGCUAUACGACUGAGGCAUCACUUUAUUCUAAUAAAAAGAAGGAUUAUGCCAUGGCUUUAAGCUGCUUGAAUAAGGCUCUUGAAGUCGCUAGCCGUCUUGAAGAUAAGAUAGUAAAAACUUGUGAAACAUUAUCGACAAAGGCCGACAUCCUCUGCAAGAUGUCAGACUAUCAAAGUGCCAAGCAAGUGCUGCUCAAAGCUUGGAAGCUGAAGACACCUGAUGAAGAGGAGAGAGAAAAUAUUGAGUCCAAUUUGAGAGUCGUCGCUGCCAUGUGUUACACAGAAGACCUACUCAUAUCAACAGACCCAUCAGACCACUCUGCCUUCAAGAAGCUAUAUGAGAAGCUUGGAGAUGGUGCGUGUCACCUGAAGAACUAUGCCGGGGCUGUGGAGUAUUACCUGAAGAUGUUGGACCAUGCCGAGCUAAACGGGGACGUUGGGAAGACGCUCAUACCCAUUUAUGUUAGCCUGUACCAAACAUACAAAGACAUGGGUUGCUACAACGAGGCGCUACAAUACUACGAGAAAGAAUACAACCUUAUCAAGGAUGUACCCAAAGAAGCGUUCACCACACUCUAUAACAUCGCAGAGGCAUUGUUUUUGGCUAAGAAACCUUAUGACCAGGUCGAAAGAGCUUGUAUCAAUGCUAGGAAUGCUGCACGCGAAUGGAACAAAAGGAAAUACGAAAUAAGAGUACUGAAAAAUCUACUCAAAUACCAAGAGGAGUACUUUGAAACUGGCAAAAUGGAGGAUACUAAAUCGGAACUGCGCUUGUUGGGGUACGAAGAUUUCGACAAUCUGGACAAUUCUGAAGACGAACAGAGUUCUGCCGGGGGAGAGGAAGAUACCACCCAUAUUGGGGAUGAUAUAUGCCUUGAGGAUCUUUCAGAUAUAUCUGAUACAAAUGAGGAAGAUGUAACUGAAACGAAACGAGAAACCAGAAGAAGGGGUAAAGGCUUCGCAAUAAAGAAGAAUAUGAAGGGCGAAACUCAGUUGCAUGUUGCAUGUAUAUCCGGUAACAAACUGUUAGUGGAACGUCUCAUAGCCAAAGGUCACCCAGUAAAUGUCCGCGACAACGCGGGGUGGUUACCGCUGCACGAGGCCUGUAUACACGGACACGUGGAGGUGGCCAACAUACUGAUUGAUAAUGGGGCUAAUGUCAAUGACCGGGGCGGCUCUAACUGCGACGGCAUAACACCAUUGUAUGACGCAGCAAGCAACGGCCAUUUAGAAGUUGUACAAUUAUUGUUAGAAAAAGGUGCUAUUCCAUCUCUAAAAACGGAUUUUGGCGAAACCCCCCUAAAUGUCUUACAAAAAUGGCGGACCGGCACUAUAUUGACCAAAGACGAGGAAAACAUGUACAAUAACAUUUUCAAUAAAAUACACAACCUCAUAGAUAAAAAUCACACUACUGACAAAAUUGAGCAGGUACUCAAUAGAUCUAAAUCCAAAACUCCAGUCAAAGGUAGAAAAGAUAAAACUCCACCAAGUACUUCAAAAAUGACUAGCAGAAUCACGGAAAUAGCAUCACCAUCUUUCAAAAGACGUAAUAUAAUUGAUGACGAUAGCGACGAAGAUAUGGACUUAUCACAAAGUAAUCGAAAUCAAGCAGCUUUUCCUUCAGACGAUUCUAACGACUCAGAUUCGAGUGAUGACAGAUCAAAUAAAUCAAUCAAAGAUAAAAGCAAGGACAAAAGUAAAGGAGUUAAUGAAUACAGAAGUGCUAUAUCUGCUUUGAGAAACAGAAACAUUGAGGAUUUACCCGAUGUAGAUGUUAAGAAGUCUAACCCUAAACCAGCGCUACUCGGCCCUGAAGAAGUUGACGAUGACUGGUUAGAUGACGACUUAGGAAUAAAUAAUAAAUCAAAAAGAAGAAAACUGAGCGAUCCUUUGACAACUAUUACAACUAAGAAACCUUCAUAUGAAAGUAUUAAAGAUAAAGUUGAAAAUUUAAACAAAAUUGAACCUCUUUCAGACAAUAAUUGUUUGAAACGUAAAUCUCGCAUUGGUAAGGUUGUAGAUAUAAGUGAAAAUAGUUCCGAUUCUAGUGAAAAUGUCUGUCCCAAAAAAGCAGCUGCUGAAUCUAUGAGGAAUAUAAGAAACGAACUUAAUGAUUCUAAAUCUAGGGAUAGUAGAGAAAAUAUGAGACGGAGGUGGAAAACUCAAAGUACUUUAUUGAAAGCUGGCUUUCAAAGGAAAAGGGAUGAUGAAUCAAGCAAUAGUGGAAGUGAUAGUGAAUUCAAUAGAAAAAAUGAUUCUUUUAGACGAUCAUCAACACCAUUGCUUAGUCGGAAAUCAUCAAGUGAAAAUUUUGCAUAUAAUACUAAUGAUGGUUUUGGUGUGGUUCAAAAUUCCAAUGUUGUACAGCCAAUGAACAUAGUUCCUAAUGUUGUGCAACCAAUGAAUGUGAUACAACCGAUAAAUAUAGUGCAAUCGUCCAAAAACGGUCGAUCGAUAAAGACGCAAAUAGUACCGCCCGCUGCGGUUAAAGUGCAAGUGGAAGACAAAGUGUUGUUGAUAUCACUGAAAUUAGACACGAUAAAUAGGUUGACAAUCAGCUGGCUGGUUGAGGAAGUUAAAUCUAGAUAUUACAAAUUGACUGGUGUGCGGCCAAUAUUCAGCUUGAUGACGUCAGAUGGAGCUUUACUAUCAGAGGAGGACCCUCUGAGCCUGGUGCUGUCGUCGCCGGAGCUGAAGACCUGCGUCACCAACUGGAAGCCCUCCGCCGCUGAGGAGCGAUAUCUCGAGUGCUGCGACGCUUUGGGGAUAUCACCGUCUGAAGAAAUCCGCCAUGCAGUAGGAAGGAGUCACACGACCCACCGGCUAGCCCUGGGCACACAAACUUUGACGUACUCACAAAUACGACCUUUAUUCCGAGCCAUCACCCACCAGACACACAUCACCGCCAUACUGAUCCCAAAUAACAAUAUAGGAGACGAUGGGGCCAAAUAUCUAUCAGAAUGCAUGUGCACAUUGAGGCAGUUGCAACAACUAGACAUAAGCAGAAAUAACAUCACAAACGAAGGAACGAAACAUCUACUAAAUAUAUUCGAAAAAUCUAGUCGACCAAUCUGCCAGUCGCUUGAAGAUUUAGACAUAAAUUCCAAUCCUAUAUCAGACAAUGGCUUCAGAAAUAUAGUGAAAUUAUGCCAGCAUGUUCGAUUAAAAUUUUUAAAACUAAAUAAUUGUAACAUAACAGAGAAUGCUAUAAAUGAUAGAAUGAAAUCGAAUAUGAAUAUCGAUAGUUUGGAAUGUAUAGAUUUGAGUAAUAAUGAAAUUAAACAGGCGAUGGUUAGUUGGUUGAUGACGUCGUUGAAUCCGAAUAUUUUGACCGAUUUGGAAUUGGAUAAUAUAGGUGUGCAAGGCAAUGUGGUGGGGUGUAUAGCGGCCUUUAUGGAUUCGGCCAAAGAAUUGAAGGUUAGGAGGUUCAGCCUCUCCAAUUGUAAAUUAGUUGACGGGCAGUUUAUGAGGAUAUUCCGAGCUCUCGGCCGAGCCAAGCACAUCCAAGCAAUAUCACUGAAAGACAACCUUUUAACUUUCAUCACGCUGAAGAAACUCCUUCAGCGACAACCGCCAGUGCCUCAAAUCAACCUGGACGGCUGUCAAGACAUCUUCAAAUACUCGCCUGACUCAGAUUUUCAAGUGUGGCUGCCGGCUAUAGACUUUGGAAGGUGUAUUCCUGAAAUAAAUGUCACUCCUGUGUCAAAAAGUGACGCGGAGAGGGAAAGCUUCAAGUUGUUUUCGAAAACCUGGUUGAAUUGCUUCAAGGGUAGGGGAGUGAUAGAACAUUGUGAUGGUGGUGUCAUUAGGUUUACAGCUAAGUGAAUAGUGAAUAAAACUAAAAUAAAAAUUUAAGAAACCCACGAGUGUAUAAGUUGCUGGCAUUAUCUCAUUUUCUAGAAAAGAGCUAACGGUUUCCAAAUUAUUAUUUAAAUUAAAAAAUAAAACUAGAUCGAAAUCGGUUCUGCCUUUGCUGGCUGCAGCUCCUGUCGUCGGGGGUUAAAAGUAUGGGUGUGAUUUUCAAAAUCAAGAAUGUUGCGACUGUGUCGCAAAGGCCGGACUACUGUCAUUAGUAUGUUUGCAUUUUGAAAUUCUAAAGAUUUUUGUGUGUAAUGCAUAAACAUGUUAAAUAAUACAUAAGUUAAUAUUACUUCAAUUACUUCGUGUUGCCUUGUAAAAAAAUGCACAGUUUAUAAAAUUAAAAUAUUUUGAAUUAAUUUAUCUUCUGUCGGAUCCAUUAGCAGCGAAAGUCUUGGUUUUCAAUUAUUAGUAAAUAUUUUUUGAUCAGAUUUAUAUAUCCAUUUAUUAGAUAUAUAAAUCAAUUAUCAAAAAAUAUCUAUAUCUCGAAAAUCGAGUAAAAUGCAACAUUUAAGAAUGUAAUUAAGCUUGUAAGUUAUCAGUGUAAAUAACAAAUUUAAUAAAACUAUACAUAAGC
Molecule: messenger RNA, 5209 nt
Organism: Plodia interpunctella (Indianmeal moth)
Lineage: Eukaryota; Metazoa; Arthropoda; Insecta; Lepidoptera; Pyralidae
Exons: 14
Coding region: 169-4599 (1476 amino acids)
Biological process (GO): double-strand break repair via homologous recombination; replication fork processing
Cellular component (GO): nuclear replication fork
Molecular function (GO): protein binding
Source: RefSeq, a predicted model, not a curated record